AUGGAUUCACAACUCAGCCGCGACCAAAUAGUAAUCGACAUCUUGCAUAACCAUGCAGUCCGUCAAUACAACCGAUAUUUGGAGACACGCGAGCUUGAAGUUUUGCAGACUGCCAUCCAAGCGGCUCGCGUGUCUGCCAACCUGAUACCUCCUCUGAGGAGCCACCCCCGGAGGACAGACAUCCUGAGGACAUACCACAAGCUGCUCUGUGAGCACCUCGAGCAAACGUCCAACCGGAUGGAUAUGGCCGACGCCCUGUUGACCAUAGACCGGGCUUUGGCCUUCCUCCCUGACGACGACCCUUACGCAACCGAGGCCAUGAACUUGAUGGUCAGUAUUUACCAAGUUCGUCCUCCCCAAAGCCGGCAGCCAGAAGACGCCCGGGCUGAAGAUGUGCACGAAAGAGACGGCAGAAGGACGCAGAUUCUCCUCUUCGUGGCCGACCUAUUCCUGGGUUAUUUUGAGAAACAUGGACUCGACGACGACCUGGAGCAGGGCUGCCAGCUCCUGCGGAGGGCCUUGGAGCGCGCCCCCAACGACACGCCGAGACUGUUCUUUUGGUAUGGCAAGCUGGGCUAUUAUCUCCAAAAUGUUUACGACCAGAACCAAGAUGCGGACCUCCUCACCGAGUCCAUAGAGAUCUGCCGGCGGGGACUUGCCGUGGUCCCGGACGGCGACGGUGCGUCCCGGGCUGCUCUGCUGGAAACGCAGGCCAACGCGCUACAGAAGCGAGCAAAACGGAACAGCAGGAUCGAGGACUUGGAUGCCGCUAUCGGCCUCUCGUUCGACGCAGUCGCCGUGACACCCGACUCGCCCAAAAAGAACCAGUACUUGACCAAUCUGGGGUGCCGACUCGAGGACCGCUUUGAUCGGCUGAACAGAGUCGAGGACCUACGGGACGCCAUCCGAGUCUCCAGGUCUGCUUUGCCAACUCCCUCGGGCCAUGCCCCUGCCGACUUGCUCACAAACGGCAUCAAGCACAACAUUGGUGUCAAACUUUUGAAACUCUACAACGUCGACAAACAAGACGCCACGUUUGACCAGGCCUUCUCACUGCUCCGCGAAGCCGUCGAGACGAUGCAACCUCCAGGUGAUGCGCCCGCUCUCUGGCUCAACAGCCUCGCCUCUGCGUACCGCUCUCGCUACUGGCGGAACAGAGAAGAGAACCUGGACUACCUGAACACGGCAAUCGACCGCCAGGCAGAAGCAAUGGAACGGCUGUCACGGAAGAGCCCAAGCUGGCCGGGUUAUGCGAGGAACAUGGCCUGGCUGUUGCGAGAGCGUGCAGAGCGGACCCGUAACCAGGGCGACCUCCGGGAGGCGCUCUCCUUUGACCGGUCCGUUCCCUUGUACCUGGAAUCCCUGGACGACCCGCUCGGCGAACCCAUGAGCCGCAUGGUGGCCGCCGUGCAGCUGAUGGCCAUCUUCCGGGAACGCGGCGAAUACGCCCGGGCAGUCGAGAUAGGCGAGCAGGUGCUAGACAUCCUCCGCAGAACCAACACCCGCCUGUUGAGCAGGGAGGACCAGCAACGUCUGACGGCCGACUUCUCCGACAUCGCCGUCGAGACUUGCGCCUUGUCCAUCCGGGCGGGUGAGAGCCCGGCCCGGGCCCUGGAGCUGCUCGAGCUGGGUCGGGGCCUCAUCCUGGGGCUGUUGAUCGAGGACAGGAGCGACGUCUCGGGCCUUGCGGCAACUCGCCCGGAACACGCAGCCCGCUAUGGAAGACUCCGGGACGUGAUCAGCCGGCCGGUCGACACGGGAGUGGAUGAUGUAGCAUUGCGGCAAGCCAUGGUUCGCCAGCGAGACAGCCAAGUCAGGGAGCUCGAUGGGCUGAUAUCGGAAAUCCGCCAGCUGACCGGCCAGAAAAGCUUCCUCCAGGGCCCGACCGCGGAAGAGGUCAAGUCGCUUGCUGCCAGUGGCCCAAUCGUCGUGGUCAACGUCGCCGACGAGAGAAGCGAUGCCAUCCUGGUGACCGCAUCGACCAUCCGGCUCGUCCACCUCCCAAAGCUGCGGAAGGGGGAAGUCCAAGCUUGGCUGGACAAGAAGCCGACGCGAUUCGAUACGAGGAGCGAAUUCGGCAAGAAGAACCGGAUGUGCCGCGAGUACCUGGCCUGGCUGUGGACCGCCUGCGCGGAACCGAUCCUGCGCGCUCUCCAUCUCCUGGAUAACCCCCCGCCCAUCGAACCAACCCGGGUCUGGUGGAUCGGCGCCGGACUCGGCGCCUUCCUCCCCUUCCACGCGGCAGGCGACCACCGCCCAUCCUCCGUCGCCAACGCCUACACCUACACCAUCAGCUCCUACACUCCGACUACCCGCGCCCUCGCCUACGCCCAACAACGUGCCUCCUUCCUCCGCAACCUCCCCCCGACGACGACGACGACGACCACCACCACCACCACCACCACCACCAAACCCUCCCUCCUCGUCGCCCUCAUGCCUACCACCCCACCCACCAACAAGGACAAACGCAACCCCCCACUCCCCACCACCGCCACCGAACUCGCCCGCAUCACCACCGCCUUCGCCCCCUCCCACGCCGUCGUCCCCCUCCGCCACCCCAGCACCGAAACCGUUCUCGCCAAUCUCCCCCACUGCGAAAUAGCCCACUUCGCCUGCCACGGCGUCUCCGACCGCUCCAACCCCUCCGAAAGCCACCUCAUCCUCCAACACCAACCCCCGCCUUCCGAACGAGACCCCUCCCCGGUCGCGGUGGCCGAUCUGCUCACGAUAGCAUGCCUCUCGGCGUGCUCGACGGCCGAGAGCAGGGCGAAAAGGCUGGUGGACGAGGUGAUCCACCUCGCGUCCGGGUUUCAGGUCGCCGGGUUUCCGCACGUCGUGGCGACCAUGUGGCCGGCCGAGCUGGAGGCGUCGGUGGAGGUUGCGGGGAGGUUUUAUAACCGGCUGGCGGAGGCGGUGGUGGUCGAUGACGGGGUCGUGGCGGCUGUGUUAAGGGAGGCGGUGAUGGAUGCGAGGGAGAAGUGGCCGUUGCAGCCGUUGAGGUGGGCUGGGUAUGUCCAUUUUGGGGUGUGA
Molecule: messenger RNA, 3030 nt
Organism: Thermothelomyces thermophilus ATCC 42464
Lineage: Eukaryota; Fungi; Ascomycota; Sordariomycetes; Sordariales; Chaetomiaceae
Exons: 4
Coding region: 1-3030 (1009 amino acids)
Molecular function (GO): protein binding
Source: RefSeq, a predicted model, not a curated record